Liolophura sinensis is the source of this 3312-nucleotide messenger RNA. RefSeq names its product tubulin polyglutamylase TTLL5-like. Lineage: Eukaryota; Metazoa; Mollusca; Polyplacophora; Chitonida; Chitonidae. Bases 1 to 1086 code for a protein of 361 amino acids. The transcript has 7 exons. The record is from RefSeq and is a predicted model, not a curated record.
AUGUUUAACCAGCUGAUCUGUGUUAGACAGCCUGGCCCCAAAAUGAGCAGCAAUCUCUCAGGUCUAGAGAAACGGGCAAUAUGCUUUUGUCUGUCCCGAAGUCGUCCCUCCUCGGCCAGCAGUAAUAAAUCAGGUGUGCGUGUGAUCAACCAUCGACCAGCCUCAGCAAAUUCGACAAAAUCCGUUUCAGCUGGGAAACCACCAUUAGAAAGAGGCUAUGUGGAUGUGUACAAUGAGAAAGCCAUUAAUGAGGCACUGCAGAGGCUAGCCCACAGACAACAGGCCCGUCAGUACUCGGCCACUAACAGUACUGUGGGCUUCUCCGAGAUGCCCAGCAAUGUGCCACUGUACCGCAGUAACAGUCAGCAGAGCAUUCGCACGGAGGUGUUCCGCACCCGCUCACUCUCCACGGGGGAUACUUCUACAACUGACAUGCACAAAGUUCAGAGACACACCAAUGACAGGAGCCAUGUCCAUCAGCCUGAUGCCCCGCAGGGAAAAUACAUCACUCUGGAGGAACACAGGAGUUCCUUGCGCCUGCCUUCCAGGCCUCAGGUUCGGGCAGGUAGCCUAAAGACUGCUAAUGCCACCUUCAAUAGCUUUAUAGAGGACAAAGGCCCCUCGUGGCAGAGUGAUCUGGCCUUGGCCUAUAACCAAAUUACAGGGAGCAGUUUAAACCAUUUUGGUGUGGGCAGUCAGGGUAAUCGAUCUUAUAAGGUGGCACAACAACAACAACUUGCCAAGCAGCAGAGAAUGAUGGCACAAAGUAAAGCCCUGUUGGAGUCGAGUAAGGCCAAGCACCUUGCCAUGGUAGCACAGGCUCAUGCAGCCCAGCUCCCAGGGACCCAAGGCCUAAUGGGUAGUCAGGCCAGCCUUAGCUCUGAGACUAGCACCCAGCCGUAUGAACCCAAGCCCCCAACCAGACCGGUCACGGGAAAGAAAGUGAACAAUCACUUUAGGGUAGCUAGGCCGCUGACACUGGAGGUGGGGGCAGGAGGAGACAAGCACAUCAAUCCCGAUACCUUCCAGCUCAGUUCACAUCUUGUCUCGUCUUCCAUAUCAGGUGCCAAAUUGCUGACACAGUGACACAAUCUACUGAACCCAGUCUGGAAUGACAGGCGCAUUAUUGCCACCUAGCCAAGGAGAAUGAAUGCAGGAGACCACUGUGCACUACAUUCGAGUCAUGUUUGACCAAGUACAUCAAGAUGUAACAACUUCUGUCAGGCUUCCUUGUGGUUGUUUCUUGUCCAAUGUACUGUACCAGCGCUAAUCUACAGAGCAGGUUUCAAGCUGCAGAUAACCUGAGCAGUAAAACCUGCCUGUGCAAUGAAGACAUUGCCAGCUGCAGCAUAUAUACUCAUGAUACAUGUAAAUCAGACAUUGGUAUUUGCUGGUACACAAAUUCAUGAGAUCUUCCAAUAUACCACUAUUUGCAGCUGUUAAUAUGAAGAUCAUUGCCUGCUUUGGACAAGCAUUUUAUGAUGUAGCGUACUCAUUAAGAAUAAAGUAGUUAUUCUUUUUCAUGACCAAUCGAAAGGCAUGUGACUUAAUGAACAGAUAUAUAUUUUGCAAAUGGCGUGCUCAUGAGGUUUUAUUUAUGGGAAGAACACUACUUUUUAUGUGUUUGAUGCCUUCCACUCACCUGUUGUUUUUUACAUGCUGGACCAAGGUCUUGGAGUGUUUAUUUGAGCCAUUGACUUGUACAUGCAUUCUGUGAUUCGUCCAUGCCUACCCCCUUGCACUGUGAUACAACUGUGAUCUGAAGAGCAGAUUGUGAUUCAUCUUGUUUUAUCCCAAACUGUUGGGAGCUAGUCCUGCUUGUUUCACUUAUCAAGUUAAAAUGUGACAGAUUUCUUUAAAUGCUGUUGAACUAAAAUAUCAGGGAACUGCUAAAUAAAGUAUUGUGACUAUAAAGACUAUGUAAAUUUUUUUUUUCUGUAAACAAUGUUUAUGAAAUUUGGAAAUUGUUAAUGCUUGGAAAAUAUUAGACAAACGAAUUGAUAAAGAAAUGGGUUUUGGGUUUAUGUAUAAAAUAGGAUAAGAUCACAUUUUUUCAGUACAUGGGUCUGGAAUGAGCUGUUAUUCGUUGAUCACAAUAAAUGGCAUGGGUAGGUGCAUAAGGACAAAGGCAAAUUCAUAGAGGUACACAUACACUACUACACAUGUAAAUUCUGCCCAUCUGGAUGAAAAGAGGAAAGCUCUAUAAACCUAGGAAUAUUUGAGUUUAAAGCUGACAAUAUCUGCUGGCAUUAUUAGAUAAUUUUUAAAUUCUGAUGACAUUUUUGUGUCAUUGCCCAGAAAUCUGUUGUAUUCAGCGUUUGUAUGGUGGUAGAUUAGAACCAUUCAUGCAGUUUGCGCAAUGUUUUGCACCAUAACGGCAGCUUUAUAUGUAAUUUUAUCUGUGAUCAAUAUGCAGGACUUGAUAAAACAUGGGAUUGUUCAUUUUAACUUAUUUCCCCUAUAUGCAUGUACUUUCUUGACCUUAGGUUCAAUAACAUUCAUAUAUCUUUUUCUGUCUUUUGUUUUACUAAUAUGUGAUUUUACAAGCCUUUGUGAAAUGAGUUCCAUGUUUUUUCAAUUGGCAGCUGACAUGCUUCGUGCAUCCUGUUGUAUGCUAUUGUCUGACACUAAUUGAUUUCUCACUUACAUUUCCAUAACAAAGUCAUUUGUGUGAGAAAAUUGGUAUUUAUUAAACGAAUGUACAUGUAUGUAUAUCAUAUACUAUUUUUAUGGAGUAUAUUUCUUAGUUUUUAUUUAACAUCAACAUGCAUGUUUUAAUAUCUUCUAUGUGAUUGAUACUAAUACAAGAAGUAUGGUACAAUUAAGUGGUUUAAAAGGCCAUGUGAAAGAUAUUUCGUCUAUACUUUGAUCUAAAUAGUCCAUUCAAGCCUUAUCUACUUUGAGGAGUUUGUUCAAUAACCUCCGAUAUUUGCUUUCAACUAGUAUUGCCUGUAAUGUAAUUUCUAAUAACAAAUCUGUACAGUCUCCCAGUUGAAUGUUCUGCACCUUCUCUUAAAUAUUUUCUUGACAACAUGUGAUAAGCAUGUGAUUUCUGGGAUAUGUUCUGUCAAAUAGAUAAAAUGACAACAUUUGUUGAUUUUUAGGGAUAAAAUUUUCACAUAUAGUUCAUCUGUAAUAGAUGUUAUAGGAUGAAAGCAUGUGAUAAAUACUGUGAUUUUUCAUGACCUCCAAAUGGAGAUGGAAAAAAAGAAGUGAAUUUGUAUGGUGGUAUUAUAUCCAGGGCUAGAUUGUAUUUGUUCUUAUUGUGUUUUGAAUGGAUACAUUCCCAGUUGUGAUAAAUACAUGUAAUGA